Messenger RNA from Lottia gigantea (owl limpet), 921 nucleotides. RefSeq lists its product as hypothetical. Lineage: Eukaryota; Metazoa; Mollusca; Gastropoda; Lottiidae. Gene Ontology annotation, molecular function: dioxygenase activity. The transcript is spliced from 8 exons. The record is from RefSeq and is a predicted model, not a curated record. The coding region runs from base 1 to 834 and encodes 277 amino acids.
AUGCAAAAAUGUGGAUCACGUGCUUUAGGUCAAGGUGCGCGCAUGAUUACAGAAAUCUUUAAUAAUUCAAAACAUUUUUUUGAACUUGGGGAAUCAGACAAGAGUAAAUAUUCUCGUACCAAUGGCCUGAGAAAUCAUGGUUAUGUGUGUAUUGGCAGAGAGAGAUUGGAUCCAAGUAGACCGAUUGAUCUGAAAGGAGCUUUUAAUUAUACACCCAUGGAUCCCGGGGAAUGGCCUACAGAAGAAGUGCCUGGUAUGAAGGAAUCAUUUACCAAUCUUUAUAACAGCUUCCGGUUACUGAGUUAUAACGUUUUAGACGUAUUGUCCCUUGCUCUUGGUUUUGAGGAUCGUCAUUUUUUCAGAAACUAUCAUAAAGGAAUGGGUGGAACAGAAAAUCCUUCAACAUUGAGAGCAUUGCAUUACCCCCCUUUACCGGAAACAGAUGUAAAACAAGGACAGCUGCGAUGUACAGAACACGUGGAUCAUCGUGUGUUAACUUUUCUAGUUCAAGACCAGAAUGGUGGAUUAGAGGUGUGUAAUAGAGAUGGUAAAUAUAUCAGAUUGAAGCCUGAUCCUGAGUGUAUCUGUAUUAUAAUUGGAAAUAUUUUACAAAGAUUCACCUCUGAUAAACUUCUGGCCACGAAACACCGUGUACGGAUUCCGGAAGACGAUGUUUUAAAACAGAGUACGCGUCAAUCACAAGCUUUCUUCUUGCAUCCUGAUAAUGACGUCAUCAUAAGAUGUUUGGACGGAAAUGACGCGUACGAGCCUAUUUCCUCAAUAGAUUAUCUCGCAUGGAGAUUCAAUAAGUAUUUCAAAGAAGAAACAAUAUAACAGUCAUCACACGGUCUCCUCUGAAGAACAGUUUACAGGUUAAAAGUCCGGUAACGCAUUUGAAAAAAUAAAUAAUGCAAAAAAUUU